Messenger RNA from Penicillium odoratum, 375 nucleotides. RefSeq lists its product as uncharacterized. NCBI's taxonomy places the organism in Eukaryota, Fungi, Ascomycota, Eurotiomycetes, Eurotiales, Aspergillaceae. The coding region runs from base 1 to 375 and encodes 124 amino acids. The transcript has 2 exons. The record is from RefSeq and is a predicted model, not a curated record.
AUGGUGCAUCCCUCAAGCUCCGCCUCGCGACCCAAGGUGGUGCUUCCCCCAGCCGGCACUAGCGUGGAAACAGCAUUGGCCGCUGAUGCUAAGUACCGCGACCUUGUAGAGGAACGUUCACGUCUCGCCGUCAAGAACGAGAAGAUUGAUAAGUUGGAAGCAGGGGUGCUGCAGAGGAUCGCCGCCAAUGCUAGGGACUUAGCUCAAUCCGAGUGCGAUGUCGAAGGCAACGAGCGCGCCGACGCGCUAGUAAAACAGGCCAACGGGUGGCGUGCGAAACAACACGAUACCCUCGGCCUGCGAGCAGAGCACCUCUUUGGCCUCCCCUCUAAGACCCUCCAAUCUGCAGCCAACUGCUGGGUCAUCACGGGUUAG